CCCGACACUCCCCUCGCCGCUCUCCCCCCUCCUCAUCUAGCACUCGCUCUUACCAUUCUAUCUUCACAUCUAUUCGCUCAGGUAGACGUAAAGGACAUCCUUGCGCAUCUCUCUCAGCUGCGCGCCCUCAAGGCAGAGUGGCAAGGCAUAGCACAGCCAACGGAGGAGGUGCACGCGAACACGCUCGACGAAUGGGUAGACACUUCUCGUCGAUUGGAGGUAUGGGCACAGCUGGAGGUGUUGAAGGGGAAAGGGAGAAGAGGGCGUGCUCGUGCAAUCGAGAGGCUCAUAGAAUGUGCAGAGGAAUGCCGCACUCUCUCAAAUCACAGUAGCAUGUCCAUCCUACUCUCCGCACUCAACUCGCCUCAACUCUGCAGGUUAAUGCACACUUGGGCACUCGUAUCGUCAAAGCAUCUUGCCCUCCUUAUGCACCUCCGUCAGGCUCUCCCACCGCGCACAUCCAUACAAGAGUACAGCGCACGCGUCGUCCUUCCUUGCGUUCCUCCUCUCAGCCUCUUCCUCCACACAGCAGCGGACACGGAAGGCCCUCUACGCCUGUACAGGGAGAUUAAGAGAUACCAGGCGUCCUGUGCGUCUUAUCCGGAAUUGGUAGAACGCAGGCUGCUCGAAUUCCCGCCCCCACAACUCCAUCUCCAUCAUCCCUCUCCCCCAGGCUCAGGAACUUCCUCAGGCACAUCGUCACCCUCCCCUACACCAGGUCCAGGUUCUCCUUCCCCUUCACCGAGAGAUCAUCACCAUCCCCACACGCACCAUCAUCCCCAUCCCCACCCCCGACUGUCCGACCUCCAGUCAGGAACCUCCACACCCUCCUCUCUGAAUUCUAUCCCAGAAGCAGACGAGUGCGACUCGGAACCUUCAUCCCCAGAUUGGGAAAGGAGGAGAAGUGGGAGCGUCUCGAGUUUCACGUCGGGGUUAUCCUCCGCUUCGGUGCCGAUUUCGGCGACCGGGGGCUCUGCAGAGACUGCUGGGAGCACGGGAGGGAGUGGGAGUGCACCGGCGAGUAUGGGCUGGUACGCCCUGCGCGAACCGGAGCUUGGAGCCGCUCCUUCUUCCCUUUCUUCUUCGGCCUCCACGUCGACUACGGCUAAUUCGACUGACUCCACCACUUCAGCCGCUUCCGCGCCCUCUGCACUCCCGCCAGACCAUGAAAAAGAACAGGAACAUCUCUCCCCCCCUCCACCUCGCUCGCUCAACUCCUACUUCGCGUAUAUACCCCACCUGCCCCGCGCACCUUCGCCCCUCCGGGUAGGCAGACCGUGGCUGGAAAGAUGGGAGAUGGAGGCGGAGCAGAGGGAGGGGCGGGUGACGCGCGAGGUGGGGAGGAGACUGAGGGUCCCGGAGAGGGUACGUGGGGAAGGGCACGAGACUCAGAAUGGGAAGGAGAGAGGGAGGGAAAGGGAGCCACAUCCUCUGAGUGUGCUCACAGGCUGGGAAAGCCCCGAACUGGAACCCGAACUGGGACAAGAGCGACAAGAAGGCCAGGAAUCGUUGAUGUCACCUAUUUCGCCUACUUCGGGCUCGGCGUCCCCUUCUCCCCCCACUCCACCUGAUGCAUUGCAAACGACGAUCACUCCGCCUGUGACGCCCCCCCGGAAGACAAGGGCUGCGCUGCCGGAGUCGGACAAGCGGCAUGCGGAGCUGGAGGCGAUGGAGGCUGAGAUGCGCCAGGCAGGGGGAGAAGGGAAGCCUCCUCCCUAUUCUCCGCAUUCCCCACACACGCCCAACCGGCCGAACUCAGGAUCUCUGCCCUCUUCUCCCUCCACCCCUCACACCCCUCAUACGCCCCAUACGCCCUCCCGCCCUACAGCGAGCGAGCUCCUCGCCCUCCUCACCCUCACGCUGUCCCUGCUCGACACCUCCCAAGACCUGUGGGAGCUCUCCGGUAAAGCAGAACGGAUGACGAGGGAGGAUCUGGAGAUGCGGGAGAUUGUGUUGUUGAGUGAGGGCAUGGGGCGAGGGGUGGGACGAGGCUGGGGUGGGAUGGGAGUUUGACCGGGUGAAGCAAGGGGGACGGUGCGUGAUAUGGCUUGUACACUAGAUUCACUGCAUUUUAUCAACCAGUUCUACGGGAUAAACGCCAUUACAUCGGCUGUACUAAAGUGAUGGUGUACGGUCACUGCUGGGUUAUAGAAUUGAAGAAAU
This is a messenger RNA of Dacryopinax primogenitus, 2163 nucleotides long. RefSeq lists its product as uncharacterized. Lineage: Eukaryota; Fungi; Basidiomycota; Dacrymycetes; Dacrymycetales; Dacrymycetaceae. The coding region runs from base 1024 to 2013 and encodes 329 amino acids. The record is from RefSeq and is a predicted model, not a curated record. The transcript is spliced from 2 exons.